AUGUUGAACGUCCGCAUUUCCUCGCUGCCAUCUGACCGCCAAACAGCGGACAAAGACUGCCGGCAGUGCAACAAGCGACGCAUAAAGUGUGACCGGAGCACACCGGGGUGCCGGAAAUGCUCUGUCCGAGGGCUUCGAUGUCCUGGAUACGACUCUUUUCAAUUGAAAUGGAGCCAGGGAGUGGCCAGUAGAGGGCAUUUGGCUGGGAAGAGAUACCCUAUGCGGGCUCUACCCCAAUCAAGCAGCCCGGUGGGAUCCACUAGCCAGCGUGCAGUUUCACAGAGCGGAGUUUAUUUCAACGGCCUGGGCCAUGGUCCAUCUUCCCUGACAAAAUAUGGCGUUUGGGCUCAGGAAGAUGCCGGUCUCUUAUCCCAUCCCGCUGUGGACCGCCGUCUCGUGGAGGUCUAUACCUCGGUGACUGUUUCUGACGAUCUUUUCACACAUUUCGACAUCAGCGUUGCGCCUCGAUUAACCUGGGUCGACGGGCCCGAUCACCCAUGGCGGAGCUUGAUGUUCCCACUUGCACAGCGGUGUUCCUGUCUCCGUCUAUCAAUUCUCAGUGUUGCCGCAGCGCAUUUAUCAUUUACAUCUCCUAAGAAUCAACCCCAGUCAAUGGAAAUACAGGCAAUGAACCAUCGCCUUCGAGAUGCCAGUCUUCGAACCCUCAACGACAUGAUUCGUGUUGAGCUGGAUAACAAUGAUUCUUCAAAUUCCUAUCACGAAGCUUCAUCUCUGAUUGGGAUCUUGGCAACCACUCUGGUGCUAUGCUAUGGAGAGAUGCUGGUCCCCAAUUCGACAGACUGGAACCUGCAUCUUCGUGCUUGUCGAGCUCUGAUUGAGAGACACCAAUGGCGGGACUGGCACACCGAGCCAAAAGAUGCUGCCACAAGAUUUUUGAUCAACGAGGUCUCUGAUAUCGAAGUUUUCCGCACAUUCGGGGCAUUUACAAAAGAAGAUCCUUUGGUAUCUCUCCCUUCAAGGGCUAUAAUGGACUCCCAUUUCGGUGCUUUUACGGGGCUUCUCUGGGAAAUUACCGUCGAAGAAAGACGUCGAUAUGGUCUGUCUCAAAACGGCCAAGAUUUACCACCUAUCAACAUGUACACCUGGCGAGCCAAGGUAGAACACGCUUAUACGCGGGCAUCGACCGACACAGCCUGGCUAUCAACAAUACACGGAACCGACACCCAGCAAUGGAUGGACGCGAUCGUUCGCGCAGUCUAUCAUGCCACUCUUAUCUACGCUUACCAAGCCCUCGCUCCCACCUCAGCAACAGAAGCAAUUAGCUCGUCAAUGAAGCAUCUCAUCCAAGAAAUCGAUUUUGUAACGGCCGGUUCAAUCCACAUCCUAUCCCACGACAUCUUCCUCCCACUCUUCAUAGCCGGGACAGAAUGUUGGGCUGACACGACAAGACAAAUCUCAAUCGAAAAGCUCUACCUUGACCUAGUUUCCACAACCGGACUCUGGUGCAACUCGACCGCGAUACACUUCCUAAAGGCAUUUUGGAAGAGGACCGAAUAUCAUGGCGUCGGGAAAUGGAUCGCAUUCGCCCGAGAACACGAACGACACAAUGGCCCCUUCUUGAUCUUUUAG
Penicillium cinerascens is the source of this 1590-nucleotide messenger RNA. Its product is annotated as Zn(II)2Cys6 transcription factor. Gene Ontology annotation, molecular function: zinc ion binding; transcription cis-regulatory region binding; DNA-binding transcription factor activity, RNA polymerase II-specific. Bases 1 to 1590 code for a protein of 529 amino acids. Gene Ontology annotation, biological process: positive regulation of transcription by RNA polymerase II. The record is from RefSeq and is a predicted model, not a curated record. The transcript is spliced from 2 exons. NCBI's taxonomy places the organism in Eukaryota, Fungi, Ascomycota, Eurotiomycetes, Eurotiales, Aspergillaceae. Gene Ontology annotation, cellular component: nucleus.